AUGCCUUCCCUUCGUUUCCCGCCAUUUUAGUUCUUCAAACCCCCUUGUCCUAAAAUCUAAUCAUGGAUUCAGAGUCUCCAAAACUCCAAUUCACGUAAUUGUCUAGAAAAAUUUAUGGAACAAAGCUUCUUAAUUGAUCUUCUGGCUCUAGUGUAUUUUAUCGGAUUGGUCUCUCAUGGAGACUUCAAGCUCACAAAUUCUCACCUCUCCCUCAGAUCCGUACACGUCUUUCCUCCAAAGAAGCCUCAAAUUCAAAGACCCGUUUACCGGAAAAUCGAUCCAUGCUCGAAUUAUCAAAGCCGGGCUUCACCUCGGCGUGUUUUUGAUGAAUAAUCUCAUGAAUUUUUAUGCUAAAACUGGGUUUAUUUCUGAUGCCCACCGCGUUUUCGAUGAAAUGCCUGUGAAGAGUGUCUUCUCUUGGAAUAUUAUUCUGUCUGGGUAUGCAAAAGGGGGUCGGCUUGAGGAGGCCCAUCGCGUUUUCGAGGAAAUGCCUGAGCCUGAUUCUGUUUCAUGGACCGCCAUGAUUGUGGGGUAUAAUCAGAUGGGUCAGUUUGAGAAUGCGAUUGGGAUGUUUCGGGAGAUGGUUUCAGAUGAUGUUCCACCUACCCAAUUCACACUUACUAAUGUUCUUGCCUCGUGUGCCGCUGUAGAGGGUUUGGGCAUUGGGAGGAAGGUUCACUCCUUUGUGGUUAAGCAUGGGCUCAGUAGCUAUAUUAGUGUAGCAAAUUCCCUUCUGAAUAUGUAUGCAAAGUCGGGUGAUCCAGUGACGGCAAAGAUUGUCUUUGAUAGGAUGAAAUUGAAGAGCACUUCAAGUUGGAAUACGAUGAUUUCAUCACAUAUGCAGUCCGGACUGGUUGAUCUUGCUCAGGUCCAGUUUGAGCAAAUGAUUGAACGGGACGUGGUUUCCUGGAAUGCAAUGAUUUCAGGUUAUAAUCAACAUGGAUUUGAUCGAGAAGCACUGGAUAUUUUCUCAAAAAUGCUUAUGGAUUCUUCUUCGAAGCCUGACAAAUUUACCCUUGCAAGUGCUUUAUCAGCUUGUGCCAAUCUUGAGAAUUUGAAACUUGGUAAACAAAUUCAUGCUCAUAUUAUCAGAACAGAGUUUGAUACUUUUGGAGCAGUUGGAAAUGCUCUGAUUUCAAUGUACUCAAAAUCCGGAGGGGUUGAAAUUGCUCGAAAGAUCAUAGAGCAAAGGAUGAUUUCAAAUCUUGAUGUAAUAGCAUUUACAGCCCUCCUGGAUGGAUACGUGAAGCUCGGUGACAUAAACCCAGCCAGACGGAUCUUUGACUCAUUGAGAGCCCGUGAUGUUGUUGCAUGGACAGCCAUGAUUGUAGGGUAUGUGCAGAAUGGCUUCAAUCAAGAUGCAAUGGAGCUCUUCAGAUCCAUGAUUAAAGAAGGGCCCAAGCCAAACAACUAUACACUUGCAACCAUGUUGAGUGUCAGUUCAAGCUUAGCCUCUCUUGAUCAUGGGAGACAAAUCCAUGCAAGUGCCACAAGAUCAGGGAAUGCAUCAUCAGUUUCUGUGAGCAAUGCUCUAAUUACCAUGUAUGCCAAAUCUGGAAGCAUCAAUGAUGCAAGGUGGGUAUUCAAUCUGAUACAUUGGAAGAGAGAUACUAUUACUUGGACUUCCAUGAUUAUUGCUUUAGCCCAACAUGGUCUUGGAGAAGAAGCCCUAACACUGUUUGAGAGAAUGCUGGAGAAUGGUAUUAAGCCUGACCACAUAACUUAUGUCGGUGUUCUUUCUGCCUGUACACAUGUGGGAUUGGUAGAACAAGGCCGAAGCUAUUAUAAUUUGAUGCAGAAUGCACACAAAAUCAUACCGACACCAAGCCACUAUGCUUGCAUGAUUGACCUAUUUGGGCGUGCCGGAUUAUUGCAAGAAGCACAUGCUUUUAUAGAAAAUAUGCCAAUUGAACCCGAUGUUAUAGCUUGGGGUUCCCUUUUAGCUUCUUGUAAGGUUCAUAAAAAUGUGGAGCUUGCAGAAGUUGCAGCAGAGAGGUUGCUUCUCAUUGAACCUGAAAACAGUGGGGCCUAUUCAGCCCUUGCUAAUGUCUAUUCUGCUUGCGGACAAUGGGAAAAUGCUGCUAAUAUUAGAAAGUCUAUGAAGGAUAAAGGAGUCAAGAAAGACCAAGGAUUUAGUUGGGUCCAAAUAAAAAACAAGGUUCAUAUUUUUGGCGUUGAUGAUGGACUUCACCCACAGAGAGAUGCAAUCUAUGAGAUGAUGGCAAAAAUCUGGAAGGAGAUAAAGAAGAUGGGUUUUGUUCCAGACACAGAAUCAGUAUUGCAUGAUCUGGAAGAAGAGUUGAAGGAGCAGAUUCUUAGUCAUCACAGUGAGAAGCUUGCCAUUGCCUUUGGACUGAUAUGUACUCCAGAGAAUACUACCUUGAGAAUCAUGAAGAACCUAAGAGUCUGCAAUGACUGCCAUUCCGCCAUUAAGUUUAUAUCCAAGCUUGUGGGCAGAGAAAUAAUUGUGAGAGAUGCUACUCGUUUUCACCAUUUCAAGAAUGGUUUGUGUUCUUGUCGGGAUUAUUGGUAGGAGUAUGGAACUGGAAAAAGAUCUGUUGUUCAAGUACACAGAAUUAACUAUUUAGUAUUUAUCAUCAAAACAUGAAUGAUGGGAUUUAGCUUUUGCUUGACCUGGCAUCUACUUUAGUGGACUUCCCAGUGGAGUUCCGAUUCAUGGGCAUUGGUGGAAGAUUCUGGGAUAAGCUUGUUGGUCUUCUUGAAUCCUUAAGAAAAUGUAAUUCUUUGCACCACACCAUUGUAGCCUGGAGAACAUACGUCUGCAACCUGAUUCUCAGGAUUUUCUCAACACAGAUGUGAACCAUCAUAAAGAUGUCUCUGCACGCUGACACCUCAGUGCAUGCCUUAGCCCCCACAAUAUUGAAAACUGGUUGCUUUUUUCUGGGGCAGCAGUACUGAACUUCUACCCUCCUGGUAACAUCACGCUAGAGAUCUCAACUUGAAGAUCCAGUUGGAGAUGGUUGUAAGAGUUCUAGAGAUAGCCAAGCCAUUGACCAUUUGACAUAGAGAACUGUAAAGUUGAGGUAAUGGUAAUCACAAACAGAGACAAUGAUAACUGAAUUCCAAUUUUGAUUUUGAUUUUUUUUUUUUU
Vitis riparia (riverbank grape) is the source of this 3112-nucleotide messenger RNA. RefSeq names its product pentatricopeptide repeat-containing protein At2g22070. Bases 176 to 2533 code for a protein of 785 amino acids. The transcript is spliced from 3 exons. Lineage: Eukaryota; Viridiplantae; Streptophyta; Magnoliopsida; Vitales; Vitaceae. Gene Ontology annotation, molecular function: zinc ion binding; RNA binding; protein binding. The record is from RefSeq and is a predicted model, not a curated record. Gene Ontology annotation, biological process: RNA modification.